UCACGGUGACAUUUGUUUGACAAAACGGUAAACUGAAAUUUGAAAACUUUUCUCAACGAUUUCAUGCAACUGCUUGUAACGAAUUUGUAUUUAUUUCGAUAAUUUGCUAAAUUUGAGCUCUGAAAAUGGGUGAUUCAUUAUUCGAUAUCUUUGGCGACCGCUUGAUGAGGCAAGCUGUGAAAAAUGUAGGGCGCCAACCUUUAUCCAACAACGAAAAUGUGGGUAAAACCGUGUUAAACGCGCCCAUAAAACCCAACGAACCUAUGAAGAAGGGUGACGCAAAGAAGUCGUUUCUCUCCAACACCGGGAAGGCUCUGCAGAGUACUCCAGCGCGCCAAGUGUUCACGCCUCGCGCGGUGAACGUCGGCGCGCUGAUAUACAGCGACCCAGACCCGGACGUCAAGGAGUUUAAUAUGGAGGAGCUGGAGUUCACCAAACCUUCAUACAAAUAUGACAACUACCACACCGACAUCCAUGACUACCUCAACCUGCCGACACCAAAACUGAUGCCCGAGCUGUCUCCCCCCAACACGCCCCCACCGACGCUCGGCAGGCACUCUAUGGAGCUGGACAACUCGUACCAGGACGAGUUCUUUACUGAUGAUUUCUCAAAUGAAAGUAUUCAGGAUGAAGAUCUUGGCCUUCCAGACUUAUAUUGAUAACAUUAUUUAUAGAUUGCAUAAUAAUGUAUAGACAUACGGCAUUUGUAAAGCCUUUGAAUUAAUAAAUAACAACUGACAAUAAUUGCUUAGCAGUACAAUUAUUUACCUUAAUUUUGAGCAUCAUUUUAUUCAAGUUUUUAUUCAAGUUAUCCAUUUCAUGUGAAUUAAAUAGUGUGCUCAAAAUAAAGAAUUGUUCUAAAAAUAUAAAAGUGUAUGCUCUACUACAGUACAGUCCAGUAUUAUGUAUUUGUAAUUAAUAUUGAUACCGCCUUGUAAAAUAGUUUAAGCAGCUAACUUAUAAUAAAUAUUUGGAAAAUAAGUAA
Molecule: messenger RNA, 985 nt
Organism: Ostrinia nubilalis (European corn borer)
Lineage: Eukaryota; Metazoa; Arthropoda; Insecta; Lepidoptera; Crambidae
Exons: 4
Coding region: 126-659 (177 amino acids)
Source: RefSeq, a predicted model, not a curated record